AUGGAAGAAGGCGAGGCACGGCGGAUCCAGGUGGCAAGAGCGCAUCGCCUGGGCAGGGAACGCGAAGGAGACUCUAGGGGCCGUCCCAUCGUGGCCAAGCUUCUGGACCCCCGGCACAAGACGACGAUCAUGGGUAGAGCCAAAGAACUCAAAGGAACGAAGCUAUCUCUGAGUGACCAGUUUCCCCCGGAGAUCAUGAGGAGGCGAAGGUUACUCCAGCCGGUGUUUGCCGAAGCAAGAUCCGCCGGUAAGAGAGCCAAACUAUCAGUCGAUAAACUUUACAUUGACGGUGUACUCUACCGUAACUCUAAAAUAACUUAUUGGCUCACCGGCGGCGAGCACAACGUGAGCGCUGCCAUACCUGCAGCUACAAACACUGACCCAUAG
Molecule: messenger RNA, 387 nt
Organism: Knipowitschia caucasica
Lineage: Eukaryota; Metazoa; Chordata; Actinopteri; Gobiiformes; Gobiidae
Source: the annotation of a GenBank genome assembly